AUGGCUCCAUUUUGUAAAUUCUCCUUGGACCUUAAACCGUCUGAAGGGCUUGGGUUUAUUGAAUUGGGCAGGUCUCUUUAUCAGAUAUCCUCGUUACUUCGCAAACAUGGUAUGCACAACGACAUUCGCUUUAUCUAUGCCAACGAAUCGAAAACUACAGUUCUUCAGCUGACCAAGCUAAACAUCAAUCUCGUGUUUGAUGCCUGCAGCCAUGUCUUGCUGCUUAUCGAAAUAAACCAGGUAGGCAGUUACGGCGUCGAGUACAAAUAUAAAGGCGAAUCCAUGUCCUCCUUCCACUUCAAACACAUCUACAACAAGAUAUUCGGUCCGACGUAUCCGGGUACCAAGGACGAAGCAUCAAAGAGCUACAGACUCUCGUAUCCAGGAAUUGCUUUUCUGUUCAAUAUCGAGGGCGUAGCUCUGAAUCAGGGCAGCGACGACCUGAUUAGGACCCUAAACAACAAUAAAGAUGAUAUCAAUUGCUACUCGAUCACUAUUUUCAAGGGAGAUAGCUGGCUCGAGGGUGCUCAGAAAAUAAGGGAUGUUAUUGAAGAUACUAAUAUGACUAGCAAAAUCCGUCAGUUAUCUGACCUAUUCCCAUCAGCUAAUGGUUCACAAAAGGCCAUGGGCUACGCUUCGAUUGAUUUGCAAGCGAGACCGUGCGUAUCAAUCCCUGAAUACUCCCAAAUUGCUCUUGUUGUUGGAGUUUCCACUAUGCAGGAGGUGACGUCCAAACUUGGGCCUCCAGACGACACCCUACUGAAAUACAGAGAGAUCACCAGUUACGGUUCUAAGAGUAUCAAGAUAUACAAAAUCCAUAAUUACUUCCGGUACGGAUUGGAUUUGAUUUAUGUGCUUGACGAAACCAAGAAUGGGUCAAGUAUUCUCGCAAAGAUCACUAUACAUUGCAAUAUCGAGAACUCGCUGGAAUUUUUGAAAUAUGAGAAACUUAAUUUCAAAAUCGAAUCCUUGACCUCAACGGAGACAGUAUACAGCCAUCAGUCAUUUGACGAAAUCCAAAAGCUCUUGCCCCGAGAAUUAAAGAAUAAGUUUGUUUUUUUGAACAGGAAAGAGUAUGAGAUCAACUCUUUCAGCAUAAACUCUGAUAACGCAUUUGAAGUUAUUGAUUACGAGGACAAUUUUGACAGCAGUACAUCCGUAGAGGACGAAAGUACGUCCAGCGCGAACGCAGAAGAAAACGAAGAGUACAAGAACUGGGGACUAACAAAGCUUUUUGGGUACGGCAGGUGCUUAUUCGAAAUUCUUAUUGACGGCAACAGGAUCAGUUCGGUCACAAUAGUUUAA
Messenger RNA from Ogataea angusta, 1305 nucleotides. RefSeq lists its product as uncharacterized. The transcript has a single exon. The coding region runs from base 1 to 1305 and encodes 434 amino acids. The record is from RefSeq and is a predicted model, not a curated record. Gene Ontology annotation, cellular component: trans-Golgi network. NCBI's taxonomy places the organism in Eukaryota, Fungi, Ascomycota, Pichiomycetes, Pichiales, Pichiaceae. Gene Ontology annotation, biological process: Golgi to plasma membrane protein transport.